Molecule: messenger RNA, 5511 nt
Organism: Antechinus flavipes (yellow-footed antechinus)
Lineage: Eukaryota; Metazoa; Chordata; Mammalia; Dasyuromorphia; Dasyuridae
Gene: DNAJC18
Product: DnaJ heat shock protein family (Hsp40) member C18
Exons: 8
Coding region: 454-1410 (318 amino acids)
Biological process (GO): cellular response to misfolded protein
Cellular component (GO): endoplasmic reticulum membrane
Molecular function (GO): Hsp70 protein binding
Source: RefSeq, a predicted model, not a curated record
CCUUUCCUUUACCUCCCCACUUCCGUCUACCCCUUUACCAUCCUCCUCCCCCCGCGGUCCUUCUUCCCCUCCCCCCACAAUCAUCCUCCUCCGCGCGCCACUGCGGCCUAGCGGUGCUGCUGAGAGGAGCCGACAUGAAGGCGACUCUGGGGAGCAGGGAGCACUGGACUGAAGGGAAGGUGUUUAUUCAGCUUUGGUCUGGACAUUGAAAAGACAAUAUAAAGUCCAUAGCAUGGCCCCCAUACUCACCUGCUCAUGAUUGAAGCGACUAUGAUUCCUGCCAACUCCCAGAAAGAACUCCUGAGUCAGAUAGGAGAGGCUGAUUUUCAGGGGCAAUAUUUGGCCUAACGGAGGUGCUGUUGCUUUGCAGCAUACAUUGAUGCAUUUAGAAGAAAUAAAUAUCCAACUGACGAAACUACUGACAGUACUGACUUCUGUGGAUGCCAUAACUGUAUGAAUUCUAAGAAGGAAAAGAAGUUUGAGAAUGAGAGAAGUCAGGCUCAGCCUGGAGAGGCUAGCAUGACUUAUACAGAAGAGCAGUUACUUGGGGUGCAGAGGAUAAAGAAAUGCAGAAGUUAUUAUGAAAUUCUGGGAGUUGACAGAGAUGCCAGUGAUGAGGAUCUAAAGAAAGCUUACCGAAAACUGGCCCUGAAAUUUCACCCUGAUAAGAACUGUGCACCUGGGGCCACAGAAGCUUUUAAAGCAAUAGGGAAUGCCUUUGCUGUUCUCAGCAAUCCCGAUAAAAGAUUACGCUAUGAUGAAUAUGGAGAUGAACAAGCAACUUUUGCUGCCCCCCAAGCCAGACCCUAUACAUAUUACCCAGAUUUUGAAGCUGACAUUACUCCAGAGGAGGUCUUCAAUGUGUUCUUUGGAGGACAUUUUCCUACAGGAAAUAUUCACAUGUUUUCAAAUGUGAUGACAGAUGACACACACUUUUACCGUCGGCGACACCGAAAUGAGAGGGUACAGACCCAGAAGGAAGAAGAAGAAGAAAAACCUCAGAAUAUGUAUUCUGCAUUUCUUCAGUUGCUUCCAGUUCUCGUGAUUGUGAUUAUAUCUGUUAUUACCCAGCUGAUGGCCACAAAUCCUCCAUAUAGUCUAUUCUAUAAAUCAUCCAUGGGGCACACUAUUUCCAGAGAAACUGAGAAUCUGCAGGUGCCUUAUUUUGUUGAUAAACACUUUGAAAAAAACUAUAAAGGGCCAUCAUUGCGUGAUUUGGAGAAGACUGUAGAAAAGGAUUACAUAGAUUAUAUCCAGUCAAGUUGUUGGAAGGAAAAACAACAAAAAUCAGACUUGACAAACUUGGCCAGACUGUACCGAGAUGAACGCUUGAAACAAAAAGCAGAGUCAUUGAAACUUGAAAACUGUGAAAAAUUAUCCAAUCUUAUUGGCCUCCAUAAAGGUGGAUGAAGGAAUCCUAGACAUAGUACACAAGGGCAUGAGUUUUUCUUCGUUGUUCCUAUUUAUGUUACUAAUUCCAUUUUAUAAAAGAAAAUUAGAAAAUCAAAAUUUUUAUGGCUUGCUAAAACUCAAGUGGGACAGAGCUGAAAACAGUUGAACCAUGGAGACAGUUUCCAACUUCAUAAUCCUUGAUGUGGUUUGACUCCAAAGACCAGUGACAAUUCAACUAAAUGAUUUCAUAGGUAUAAGUAUUUGAUUUAGCACUAGUACCACAGCAUUCCUGACUACCUUCUGGGGAUUCUGUUCCAAGUAGAACCAAAAUAUAUUUUCUUAUCAGUGGGUAAGUGUAUCAUCCAGAAAUAAACAGCCAUCAUUUAGUCCCAUGCCACACACAAGCUCUGUAGCUUUAGUUAUUUAUAGCCCCUACAGCAAAUAGUACAUUUCAUCAUUUAGCGGUCAUUUCAUCAUCAAAUCACUAAGCAAAACACAUUUAAAGUGAAUUCAUUAUUCUUUGGCCAUGAGGACAUGCUUAAAGGAAAUAAAAUGAGAUAAUAUAUGAAAAGCACUUUGUAAAUUGUAAAACACUAGAUAAAUGUCCUAUUAUCAUUGUUAAAAAUUGUUUAAAAAUUACACAGAGAUAAUUUAAAAUUUAUUGUAGUUAGUAGUUUUGACACCCCAUUUUUUUAUUAAGAUCUACUGACAUUAACAACACUACCUGAUUUGAGUUUCAUCUGAUUUGAAUUUUAUUCUACUUUCUACUUUCCUUUGGUUUACAUUCCAAUCUACUAUGAUGUUGCCACAAACUCAGCAAUAGGCCAGAGACCAAAGAUGGAAAUGCUUUCGGUCCUGGACAUUUCACAGAUUGGCUUCUAGUUAAUUUAGAGUUGACUCAUGUUGCUCUGAAAGAAUAGGACAUCUCUGGAUCUCAGGUACUUCAUCUCUAAAAUGACUUCAAAGGUCUUUUCUAAUACGCAGUCUAUGAUCCUGUGUGUUCUUGCUUAUAUCAGCACAGAUAAGCACAUGGUAAAAGUUCUCUCUUCUUAGGUUUCUCACUUAUAUGACAUAAUAUUCAAAUUGAAUUUCUCAGCCUCCUUUAGGGGUAUGAGAGUUAAGAUUGAAAUGGAAAGGUUGCCAGUUAGCAAAACUAUUUGAGAACAGAGAGGUAAAAAGAACAUGGAAUGUAAACUGAGGCGAUGCAGACUUGUAUUGAAAGAAUGAAAGAGUAUUCCCUUAAAAUCUUAAAAUCUGUAUGGCAUUUGUAAUGGCUCUUACUUCAGCAUCAUUUCUCAGCUUAACUUUAAUCAACAGAGCUUCUCUUCACAAGAGCACUUCAUUGCAUAUUGUCAUUUGGUUCCUUAUCUUUUUUAAGAUGCUCAAUAUGAAGGUGAAUUCCCUCCUUCUCAGGACCAGGACCAAUAUUGCCAUUUGGUGAUCUUCUGUUUUUAGAAAUGGAAAGAAAGACAUGUUCGAUGCUGGCUCUAAUUUUUCUAUGUUCCAGCAAUACUGAUGUGGUUAUAGGGCUUUGUUCUCUGAGGAACUGCAGAAGGCCCACAAAAAGGGUGGGAAUAAACUUUCAGAUACUGCUGAGUUGUACUCUAAAAAGUCAAGUAGUUUACUGUUUACUUGAAGGACAUAAUCUCAGGCUCCCACUUGGUAUUUUGGGGUAUUCUUUGAAAGCCCUUGACAAUUCUUUAAGAAAGAUCUGCACUACAAAAUUUGUAUCCAUUCAAGGAGGUCUGGAGAAAGCUGAGCUUACUCUCUAUCUUGAAACUAAAGCUCUUUUUUUUUUUCUGAUUUCUCCUAGAAAUCAAUAACAUGAAAGGCCCUGCUCUAAAUACUUAUGAGUAACAGACAUUUAUUUGAUGGAGUCAGAGAUUAAUUAUUUUUGAAGCUGUUGAAUAAAGGCAAUGUUAGUGCGCAUUACAUACCAGAGAGCAUAUGUUUUGAUAGCACUGGUAAGAGUUACAUUUCUUAAUAGAGCAACACAUUACAUUUGAUUUUUCCCAGGGGAGUAGUUGGUUUUUGUUUUGAUCCAUUACUGGUAAUACCCAGUACAUUGUUACAUGAAAAUUUUCCUGUUUGUAUUUUAGUUAAGCCAUCUGCAUGAAAGUGUCUGCUAAUACCUUUGGAGUAGUCCCUAAACAAUAUUAAUAUUGCAGGUGAGGACCAUGCUGUUUCCUGUUAUAAUGGCAGGACAGACAGUUCUGUGCACUGUUUCCCUGUAAAUUAUUGUAGGUUUGAGACUUGUAGGCAGGUUGAAAUGUACUUGGCUAAGGUGGAGUCUAUUGUGAUAAAUUUAUGAAUGGAAUAUAUGUGCCUCUUUAUGUUCUAUGCUGAAUUAUGGGGAGAGCAAAGGAACAUUUUUUUUGCCUCCAGAGGAAUUCACAUCUCGGAAAGAGAAAAGUCACCUUUGCUGAAAAGGUGCCCAUGAGGCCAAAACUAAGACCUACUGACUUUGUUCAUGAUCACCUGCUUGAUAGAAGGGACCAGGUGAGGAGGGUCACUGAAUAAGGCUUUUGUUUCUUGACCUGUCGGGAACUGCAUUGAAUCCUAAACACACCAAUAUAUAAGAAGCACUCAGCAACUGAGGUAAACUCUAUUUUAAUGGUCAUGAAACAAAAGAAAUACUUACUUCCUCAGUGACUAUUAUGGGAAUAUAUCCUAAAUACGGAAACAUAUUCUUUCAUUAAAACUGUGGCUGAACAUCAAAACUCUCUGUCUAUGCAUGCUGUAACACCUUCCGGGAACUGUAGUUUGUUUUGAAUUUGUUUUAGACUCACUGUUCAUUUAAUAUGCCAACUUAGCAUCCAAGCAUUUUGUUUUCUGAGAGUAGCAUUAGUGUUGGUUUAAGAUUUUUAAGCCUGCAUUGUAUUUACUCUAGCAAAGAAAUAUUAUUAGUAACUGUUUGCCCGUUCUUUAAAAAUUGAUUGUGCCAUUGGGAUGUGCCUCUGUAAAAUGUUUGGAAUUAAAGUUAUGAAUGCUCUCAACAUAAUUACCUGGUUGAAGUGAAGUUCACAGAGACCAAAUCAGCUCAAAGUUGUUUUUUUAAUUUUUAAUCUUCCUUUAGAAGUUUUUUUUUUUUUUUUACUGUUGCCUUUUGUUUUUACCCCAUAAUCAUUUUUUUCUUUUACUGAAUUCUCCCUCAUAAUUAAAAAAAAUGCACAUAAAAAAAUUGACACAGAGAUUAUAUCUACAUCUUUAGACUUCUAUAUUGAGAAGAUGAUCAUUGUGAUCUUUUGGAUGUCUGAGAUUGGUCAUUAUAUUUAAUCAGAGUUUGCCUUUUUAGUGUUGUUGCCUUUAUAUUGUUUCCAUUGCUUCCUUUACACAUAUAGUUGUCCCUCGACAUUCACUAGGGUUAAAGGUGCAGGACCCCAACAAAUGUGGAAAACUAUGAAUAACUGAGGCUCCACCCAAACCUUUAUUUUUAAUCAUUCUGAUCAUAUUUAUUUAACAAAAAAAGGUAAUUAAUACAUUGCACCCAUAAAAACAUUGCAGAUUCUACUAGACAGAGAUUAGUAUCUUCUGCAUUAUCCAGAGUCUUCACAACCACAAUAUAGUUGUAGCAGAUGCUUCAUGAUUUCCUUCUAUGAAAGGGGCAAGAUAGAAGGAUCACAGUGAGAAAAAAUCAUGUGACCAAGUCUGGAUGGUAGAGACAAAGAGAAUGCAUUCCCAAAGACAGUGAGUAGUCCAUGGUUCUUUACUACACUGAAACUUAAAAAUUUAACUGCUUACAGUAAAUUAUAUGUAUGUAUGUUUAUGAUAGUAAAUUAUGAAAUAGAUUAAUAACAUACAAUAUUUUAGUAUUUAUAACUUACUAAAUUUUGUUUUCUUAUGUAUUCUGCCUUUGAUUUUUUGCAGUAUAUUCAAAUCUCCAAAAAUUUUCAUUUGUUUAUCCAUGGAUAACCCCUGAAUAAUCAAAAUCUUGAAUGUGAAACUGGUAAAGUCUAGGGAUGACUGUAGUCAUAUAUACACAUGUGUUAUAUGUUGUAGGAUAAAAAUUUUGAAAAAUCUAGUCACUUUCAUCUUAAUUGGUUGCAUCUGGAUCACACUAAGUUCUUAGGGAUGAAGUACAUUUUAAUAAAGAAAAAUAAAAGGCUUUCAUAGAAAUAA